AUGUCUGAAUCCUCGAAAGGAACCCCUGCCGCACCCUGGUAUCCUGUUCCAGCCGUGCCCGUUCUCUCUGUCGAGCACCCAUGCAUAGUCCAAAAUCCGGGAAGAGCUCUCCGGAUGAUCGGCGGCUCCAGAGAAGUAGCCCAGGGUCUGGAGAUGAAUAGUGAUAAACCGUUAGGACUGAGGUUCCGACCUGAGAAUCCGGCAAGCAAGCCUGUGGUAUCUUAUAACAUGAAAACUAACAAUCUUCUCCUGAAAUUCACCGUGCCAAAGAGAACUGGAAGGAAACGAAAGCGUGGUUCUGAUGAUCCAUUUAUUGAGCACUCUACGGAUGCGGCUCCGAGAAAAGAUGUCAGCCACCUUCUUCAAACGCUGAGAGACCAUCCAGAAAAUUGUCGCGUCGAGCCCUUGGGUGCCAUCCACUCGACACACACAUGGCGAACGAUGCCUGAUUUUGCGUAUUCGACCCGAGGAUCUUUCUUUCUCAAUGAGUUGCAGGCCAAGAUCUUUCCACAGCGAUACCCGCUAAUCAAACAGUGGGACUUUCCGCGCACUUAUGGCCUGACAGAUACGGAGACUGUUCCGCCUCCAGUACUCUCAACUCAAGGCCUCCCGGUCAAUUAUACGUACCGUCAGAACCCGGCCGUCAAGGCAGUGGUAGAUCCUUUGACGGGAAAACAGACUUUGCGCAACACUCAGGCUCCCACGAAACUCUUCACAUAUCAAGUUCAGUACGGUGAUAAGGAAUGGCCGGUCAAACCAAAUCCAAAAUGUCUCCCGUUGUCCCAGCUCCCAGAGAGUCACCAGAAGAUGUACCAACUCAUGCGUGAUCUUUUCGAAGAGCGGCCAAUUUGGACUCGUCGAGCUCUGAUGAACCAGUUUCCUGAUGAUGCCCCAUUCUAUCUGGCGCGGCCUCUUAUCGCAUAUCUUGCAUUUUCCAUUCGCUCAGGCCCGUGGAGGGAUACUCUGUGCCGAUACGGAGUAGAUCCCCGAACCGAUCGCUCGUAUCGCAAGUACCAGAGUGUUCUGAUUCAAUUACUACCGCGGGACCGAGACAGGACGGGUGCGCGACAGGAGUUCGCACGAAGAUGGGCUCGCAGUAACGACAGGAGAUCUCACAUUUUCACUGGUAGGCAGAGGAUGCCCUACGACGGACAGAGUUGGCAGCUCUGUGACUUGCAAGAUCCCCUUCUCAAAUCCCUGGUGGACACGCCAGACAUUUACAUCCGCAAUGAGUGUGAAACAAGGUAUUUCGGUUGGUACAGCAACGGGACAAUGGCCAAGAUUCGCGUGGCUCUCAAAGCAAAGGCAGAUGCACUCACCAGCGGUGAAGCAAUGGACGAAGCGGCAUUGGAGAGGUUUUUGAAGUUACCUGACCAAUGGGAUGGAUUAGGAAUGAAAACAUCCAACGAGCAACUCAGUGGUCCUGCAGCGGGAUACAUGCCAAAGGAUGCUGGAAAAAAGGAGCUCGAAUGGGCGAGCGCCUAUCGAAGUUUGUGCCGGACGAUGACGGGCACGUUGCCACAAGCUGGCGGGAGUGGCAAAGGGAGACUAAGCAAGACAAAACAGCGCACGAGGCCCAGCUUCAUUGACAAUGAGGACAGUCUGAAUUUGGAAGAGCUUGAUAUAGCCGCAGGGUAUGGUGAACCGGAGGAAGGUGAUGACCCCCUGGAUGAGCAAGAAGACGAAGAUGAUGAAAAUGACGUCGAGCCAUUCAACGGCAUGGAUUAUCCAGCCAGCAAUGUAUAG
Molecule: messenger RNA, 1746 nt
Organism: Rhinocladiella mackenziei CBS 650.93
Lineage: Eukaryota; Fungi; Ascomycota; Eurotiomycetes; Chaetothyriales; Herpotrichiellaceae
Exons: 1
Coding region: 1-1746 (581 amino acids)
Biological process (GO): transcription initiation at RNA polymerase III promoter
Cellular component (GO): transcription factor TFIIIC complex
Source: RefSeq, a predicted model, not a curated record